Messenger RNA from Rhodamnia argentea, 708 nucleotides. Its product is annotated as MYB-like transcription factor EOBII. Gene Ontology annotation, cellular component: nucleus. NCBI's taxonomy places the organism in Eukaryota, Viridiplantae, Streptophyta, Magnoliopsida, Myrtales, Myrtaceae. Gene Ontology annotation, molecular function: DNA-binding transcription factor activity; sequence-specific DNA binding. Bases 1 to 708 code for a protein of 235 amino acids. The record is from RefSeq and is a predicted model, not a curated record. Gene Ontology annotation, biological process: regulation of DNA-templated transcription. The transcript is spliced from 3 exons.
AUGAUGGGAUGGGGAAGCCAAGAGCAAGGAUGGAGGAAAGGGCCAUGGACGCCCGAAGAAGACAAGUUGCUCAGCGAGUAUGUGGGCUUGCAUGGGGAAGGAAGAUGGAGCUCCGUUGGCCAAUCUGCCGGAUUGAAUAGGAGUGGCAAGAGUUGCAGGCUGAGGUGGGUGAACUAUCUCCGCCCGGGUCUCAAGAGAGGCCAAAUCACACCUCAAGAGGAGGGCAUCAUCAUUGAGCUCCAUUCUCUCUGGGGCAACAAAACCCACUUCAAGAAGAAGGACAAGUCCUCCCACAAACAAGAAAAGCGAAGCCGAAGAGCUCAACUUCUUAGGCAAAACUCGAAUCAUCAACAACCACAGCAGCAGCAGCAACAAGCACAAUCGGAGAUUAACCAUGAGAUGGGAAAUACGCCCUCAUCCCUCCAUUCAGAACCAAAUGGUCAUCAGGAGAAAGAGGCGGUACCCGUGCACGCCGCUGCCGAGGAUCAUUGCCUGCUGGCUCAUGAAGUCCCGUCCUGGUCGAACUUCGUCGGAGACCACGUGCUGUGGGGCGGGCUUUGGAACUUCGACGAUGCGCAGGGUCCGUUCGAUCAGCCAAGCAAUUGCAAUAAGAUGGCCAUGCAGAAUCAAGCCUCGAGUGCAGGGUUUUCUUGCGAUUUCCCUGGUGGAGGACACCACAUCUUCCAGGGAAAUGUUGUCGACUUUUAG